AUGGCUUUAUACGAAAAAGAAGAUAAAGUUACAUAUGGUACUGAUAAAGAGGGCGAAAUUACAUACCUUUUUCCCAAAAAAUCGAAUGAAGUUCAGAAGUACUCCAUCACCAAAAGUCUUAAAACUAAGGAUACAAUUGUUGUCGAUGAGACUGAUAUAACUGGCUAUGUUGAUAAAAAGUAG
This is a messenger RNA of Funneliformis geosporum, 183 nucleotides long. The record is from the annotation of a GenBank genome assembly. NCBI's taxonomy places the organism in Eukaryota, Fungi, Glomeromycota, Glomeromycetes, Glomerales, Glomeraceae.